AUGAACUCCAUGAAACCUGAAGAGAACAAGUCAUUCACUGCUACAGAAAAUGGCCAGGGUACCAGACCUGAAGAUUCACAGGAUACUGUCAUGAGGCGGACAUGUCCUGGCACACCUGCUGCUCAUUCUCUGUCUGACAGGAAAGAGCAUAGCAGUCCCAUUAAGCUUAAAAGUGAAGUCAAGCAGGAAGCCUCUGUGGAAAUUCAGAACCGAGACUUGAGCACCAGUAAAAAGUGUUCUUUUACUUUUACCUUGAGUAAAAGCUCCAGGAAAUCAGACCGUAGUGUGUUUCGAGGCCAUGGUAAACCCACUGAGAGUAUCUACUCAGCCCUGAUAGCUAAGGAAAAUUUCAGUGAAAGGAUGGGGAAUCAUCUUAAUAAGAACAUCCUUGUUUAUGAAGAGAAAACUAUAGGCGGAUAUGUAAAUUUAGGAAUGCCCCUCAAGUGCCUACCUGAAGAUUCCCAUUUUAAAAUAACAUUUGGUCAAAAAAAGGGUAACCAGGAUCAGAUGUUUCGCCAAUGUGAAGAUCCAAACAUGGAAUGCGUUCUUUUUCACAUUGUUGCUGUUGGAAGGAAUAUAAAGAAGAUUGUCAAGAUCAAGGAACUUCAUGAAAAAGGAAGUACACUUUGUAUCUAUGCAUUAAAGGGUGAGACUAUCAAAGUAGCUCUAAGCAAGGAUGGCCGAUUUCGGUCCGACCUUGACAAAUAUGAAUGGAAAGUAAUGGAAAAUCAUCAGAAAAUUCAUGGAAAGCAGUCCCUGGUGGAUGAAGUAUGUGGAAAAACCUUAGAAAUGGACAUUUUUAAGAAACAGGUCAGGAGAGGUGCUCCUAAAAAAAUUAAUCAGAAUGAAAAUGCCACUGAUGAAAUCACCUGGGAUCAGAUACAGUCUGAGAUCAGAGAACACGAACCAGAGACAGUUGGGGAAACUGAAGUUGUAGAGUCCACCAGAGAAAAACUCGUCCCACCUCAGAGUCUAGGGCAUGGUAUUGAAGGUAAAAAACGACGCACAAUUUCCAGAAUGAGGAGGUAUUAUAAUAGUUUUAACAGAAAACACUGGAGGAACAACUCAAGACGUAGGCAAAGGCCCCAUGUGUGUAUGAAGCAUGUUAUUCAAGCCAUGCCGGGGAUGGCAACUAACCUCGGGCUAAAGAAUCGCCAAAUAUUGGACAAAAGUAUAAUGGAUCAAUAUCCAAAUUUUAAUGGGGAGGCACUUUGGAUGAGAAAGUAUUUUUGGAAUGAACGGAAGAGAACCAAACUGACAACCUUUCAACAAUUCAACAUAUAUAAAAAGUACUUUGGGAAAGUGACUGAAAAUUCUACUGCAGUUGCAACCUGUGAAGAUCUUAUUCACCUUAGUAAGUCAGUUGGGUUCAUGACAUGGGACAAUAAUGGAAAUACAGGGUCUGGUACUUGUUUUGUCUUCAAUCAUGGUUAUAUUUUCACCUGUCAACAUGUAAUACAUCUUAUGGUGGGAGAAGGCACAGAUCCAAGUUUGUGGCCAGCUAUAAUAAGCAAAUGUGCAAAGGUAACUUUCACUUACAAAAGGUUCUUCCCUGUUGUUGUUGAUUGGUAUGACAUUGAGCCAUGGUUUGAAGUGUCUGAUGGACCUCUAGAUUAUGCCAUUCUAAAGCUAAGCAAAAAUGAAAAUGGAUUCCCUCCAGGACUGUUUGGACGAAUUUCCUCUCAACCGUCUAGUGGUUUGGUUUAUUUAAUUGGUCACCCAGAAGGCCAGGUCAAGAAGAUAGAUGGCUGUGCUGUGAUUCCUCUAAAUCAGCGGUUAUUGAGGUACCCAGAACAACACCAAGAUGGGAUGGUAGGACCCCAUGCUGCCCCUUAUAAUGCUUUCUCCAUGUUCACCCAAAGAAGUUUCCUAUCAGAACUUUGGAGAACUGACACACUUAGCUAUGAUACCAGCUUUUCCAGUGGGUCCUCUGGCUCCCCAGUGUUUAAUACAUCUGGUGAAUUGGUUGCUAUUCAUACCGUUGGGCAUUUUUACAACCAUGGAGGUAAAAUCCAAGCCCUUAUUGAAUAUGGCUAUUCUAUGUAUUCAAUUCUUUGUGACAUUAAACAGAAAAAUGAGAGGUUUUAUAAAUUCUUAAACGAAGAGAAAAACGAGAACCGUAACGAAGACCAUAACAAACAAGAGUUGUCACUUCAAGAUCAUCAGAUUGAAUCCAUGGAACAUUAG
Molecule: messenger RNA, 2187 nt
Organism: Odobenus rosmarus divergens (Pacific walrus)
Lineage: Eukaryota; Metazoa; Chordata; Mammalia; Carnivora; Odobenidae
Gene: FAM111B
Product: family with sequence similarity 111, member B
Source: RefSeq, a predicted model, not a curated record